Messenger RNA from Closterium sp. Naga37s-1, 2349 nucleotides. The record is from the annotation of a GenBank genome assembly. NCBI's taxonomy places the organism in Eukaryota, Viridiplantae, Streptophyta, Zygnematophyceae, Desmidiales, Closteriaceae.
AUGGCGGAGUGUAGUGGCGGAUCUGGGCAGGUUGUGGGAGUGAAGGGAGGGGAUAGAACAGAAGAGGCAGAGAGGGAUAUGGAGGAGGAGGAGGAGGAGGAGGGAGUUGCGAUGGUGAUUAUUGGUGCCGGUCGGAUAGGCCAGGCUUUCAUGCAAAUGGCUCCACCUAAUAGCCAUCACCAACUAUCAUCGCCUGUCCUCUACCUCACAUCCUUCCUGCCCCACCCCACCUCUCACUCCUCCCUCGACUUAAUACACCGCUCGUCACCCCCUCGCUCCAUUGCUUCCCCACUGCUCCACUCCACCACUGCUCGCCUCAGCUCCAAUACCUUCCCUGCCGGCCCCUCGCCCUCUCACCCCGCUCUAACUCCAGUUGAACACCCACCACUGUUGUGUGCCACGUUCUUUCUCCUGCUAACCAAUCUCCCCUCUUGCAACCCCCACUCCCCCCCCCUCCCCCUCCCAUCCUCCCCCCUCCCACCCUCCCUCCCCCUGCUACUUCCCACUCCCCCCUCCCGCCAGCGCACUGUUCCUGCCACGUGGCAUGCCCCUCUCAUCCCUGGUCCAGCUGUCGCCGCGCCAUUCGCAGGGGCCAAUCGUGGUGGCGACGCACGACUGCCACCUGGACGAUGUGCUGGUGCAGGUACGACCGACCUGGUGCUGGUGCAGAACGGCAUGCUGGACGGCUGGCUGGCAGCGCACGGCCUCUCCCACGCCGUCACGCGCCUGCUGCUCUACAUGGCCGCCUCUCAGCCUCAAGGGGACGCUGCUGGGGGGAACGCUGCUGGGGGGGACGCUGCUGGGGGGAACGCUGCUGGGGGGAACGCUGCUGAGGGGAACGCUGCUGGGAUGGACGCUGCUGGGGGGAACGCUGCUGGGAUGGACGCUGCUGGGGGGAACGCUGCUGGGAUGGACGCUGCUGGGGGGGAGAAAGUGGAUGAAAGGGCAUUGUGUGUGAGCUGUCCAUGCGAGCAGCAACACGGGAACGAGGAGACGGGAGGAGUGGUGUGGGAGGCGCCGUCGCUGUCCCAGUCACACCUGCCUGAGUGCUUCACGUCAUCCCCUCGCUACCCCCACGGCGUGCGCAUCAUGGACGGUGGGGGGCGGUCCGUUGCCAGUGGCAGAGCGCCUGAGUCAAGUCAGGAGUCACCUGCCACCGUCUGCCUGUGCUCGCACCGUCUGCCUGUGCUCGCACCGUCUGCCUGUGCUCGCACCGUCUGCCUGUGCUCGCACCGUCUGCCUGUGCUCGCACCGUCUGCCUGUGCUCGCACCGUCUGCCUGUGCUCGCACCGUCUGCCUGCGUGUGCGCAUGUGGCAUGUGUGAAGGCGUGGCGUGCUGGUGGGAGCGCGGCUGUGCUGCGUUCCUUCAUCUCUUUUGAGGCAUCUCAAAAACCCUUUCCGAACCCUCUCCCUCCUUCCCCACAGGUGGGCGCCACUGAUAGCGCGUCUCCUCUCCGCCUCAGCAGUCCCCUGCUCGCCCGACGCCCCCAGCACCUUCUGGGAGCUAGCCGGAGAGACGCUGCUGUGGAGCUGCACCUUCUGGCUGCUCUGCGCCUCCGCACCCUCUCCCAACUCCACCACUCCACUCCACUCCACUCCACUCCACUCCACUCCACUCCACUCCACUCCCCGCCCCGCCCCUCUCGCCCGCUGUUGCGCCCCAGCCAAAGCGCAUCUCUUUCCAGACACCUCAAAGACUCUCCCCAAACCCAAACCCUCUCCCCCUUUCCCUCACAGGUGGGCGCCACUGAUAGCGCGUCUCCUCUCCGCCUCAGCAGUCCCCUGCACGGUCGUUCCCCACAGCACCUUCCGGGGACGAGCAGGGGAGAAACUACUCUGGAGCUGCAUCUUCUGGCUGCUCUGUGCCGCCAGGGGCGGGGCUACACUGGGGAGAUGGUAUCUGCGGACAGGGGGACGGUGAGGGCGCUUGUGGGGGAGCUGUGGCCGCUGCUGGUGACGUUCUGGGGGGAGGGGGGGAGUGAGGAGGGGGAAAGGAAGGGCGAGGGCAUUGUGGGAGGUGCGAGGGAGGUAGGAGAGGAAACGAGGGAGGCCACGGGGAGCAGGGAGAAAGGGGAGAGGGAUGAGGGGAAGGGAGAGGAGGAGCGAGAUGAGGAGGGAGAGUACGAGGCGAUGUGUGAGCGGCUGUGCGCAUACUCCAUGGCUAUCCCCACAGUGGUGCCCAGCAUGCCCAUGGCUCUAGCCGAGUUCCCCUGGCGCAAUGGCUGGUUCUUGCGCUCCUGUUCCCCCACGCCCACACACACCCGCCUGCUCGCCUCGCUGCUGCCCGUAUACCCGGAUUGCCGUGAUGUCAUUCUGCCGUACCUCCCAGCUGAAGAGGCAAGCACGUGA